This is a messenger RNA of Drosophila navojoa, 2998 nucleotides long. RefSeq names its product irregular chiasm C-roughest (gene rst). Gene Ontology annotation, cellular component: plasma membrane; cell-cell junction. Gene Ontology annotation, biological process: cell-cell adhesion. Gene Ontology annotation, molecular function: cell adhesion molecule binding. The record is from RefSeq and is a predicted model, not a curated record. Lineage: Eukaryota; Metazoa; Arthropoda; Insecta; Diptera; Drosophilidae.
AGACAGCGGCGAAGCAACGAGGACAGCCUUGAGUGGGCUAUGCCGUGCAUGAGGACAAUGGUCGGGCAGCUGCUGGCGCUGCUGGCGCUGCUGUUGGCGGCGUGGGGCGCGCAGGCGACGCCAUCGCUGUACACGAGCUACCAGAACCAGCGGUUCGCGAUGGAGCCGCAGGACCAGACAGCUGUGGUCGGGGCGCGCGUCACGCUGCCCUGUCGCGUCGUCAACAAGCAGGGCACGCUGCAGUGGACAAAGGAUGACUUCGGCCUGGGCACGUCCCGGGAUCUGAGUGGCUUCGAGCGGUAUGCGAUGGUCGGCAGCGACGAGGAGGGCGACUAUUCGCUGGACAUCUAUCCGGUGAUGCUCGACGACGACGCCAGAUAUCAAUGCCAAGUGAGUCCGGGGCCAGAGGGCCAGCCGGCCAUACGUUCCACAUUCGCCGGGCUCACCGUGCUCGUGCCGCCGGAGGCGCCAAAAAUUACGCAGGGCGAUGUCAUCUAUGCCACCGAGGAUCGCCGUAUCGAAAUUGAGUGUGUGUCAAUAGGCGGCAAGCCCGCAGCCGAGAUUACAUGGAUUGAUGGGCUGGGCAACGUACUAACGGAUAACAUCGAGUAUACGGUCAUACCGUUGCCCGAUCUACGUCGCUAUACGGCCAAAUCGCUGCUGCGCCUCACACCCAAAAAGGAGCACCACAACACGAAUUUUACGUGCCAGGCACAGAACACGGCCGACCGCACCUAUCGCUCAGCCAAAAUACGUGUCGAGGUUAAAUAUGCGCCCAAAGUCAAGGUGAAUGUGAUUGGAUCGGGAGGUGGUAGCGCCAUCAAUGCUGUCGCUGGCUCUACCGCUGGCGCCGUUCAGCGUAUUGUGGAGCAUGCACAGGUGCGACUCGAGUGCCGUGCCGAUGCCAAUCCAAGCGAUGUCCGUUAUCGCUGGUACAUCAACGACGAGCCAAUUAUAGGCGGUCAAAAAACUGAGAUGGUCAUACGCAACGUGACGCGCAAAUUCCAUGAUGCCAUUGUCAAGUGCGAGGUACAAAAUUCAGUGGGCAAGAGCGAGGACAGCGAGACACUGGACAUAAGCUAUGCGCCCAGUUUCAAGCAGCGUCCCCAGUCCAUGGAGGCGGACGUCGGCAGCAUUGUGUCGCUCAACUGCGAGGUGGACAGCAAUCCGCAGCCGGAAAUCGUCUGGAUACAGCAUCCCAGCGAUCGGGUGGUGGGCACCAGCUCCAACCUGACCUUCAGCGUGAACAACGAGACAGCCGGACGCUACUACUGCAAGGCGAAUGUACCGGGCUAUGCGGAGAUCUCGGCGGAUGCCUAUGUCUAUCUGAAGGGUUCGCCGAGCAUCAGCUCGCCGCGCUCCCAGUACGGCCUGAUCGGAGAUACGGCGCGCAUCGAGUGCUUUGCCAGCAGUGUGCCGCGCGCUCGUCACGUCUCCUGGACCUUCAAUGGCCAGGAGAUUAGCUCCGAGUCCGGCCACGACUACUCCAUACUGGUGGACGCCAUGCCCGGCGGCGUGAAGAGCACGCUGAUCAUACGCGACAGCCAGCCCCAUCACUAUGGCAAAUACAACUGCACCGUGGUCAACGACUACGGCAACGAUGUGGCCGAGAUCCAGCUGCAGCCGAAGAAGAGCGUUUCCCUGCUGACGACCAUCGUGGUGGGCAUUUCGUCCGUGGCCGCCCUCAUGCUGCUCACCUUCAUCAUGAUCAUCUACUUCAAGUGCAAGAAGCGCACCAAGCUGCCGCCAGCGGACGUCAUCAGCGAGCAUCAGAUCACCAAGAACGGCGGCGUCAGCUGCAAAAUGGAGCCCGGCGAUCGCACCUCCAAUUACAGCGACCUCAAGGUCGACAUAUCCGGCGGCUAUGUGCCCUACGGCGACUACAGCACCCACUACAGCCCACCGCCUCAGUAUUUGACCUCCUGCUCGACCAAGUCCAACGGCAGCUCCACCAUACUGCAGAACAACCAUCAGAAUCAGCUGCAGCUGCAGCAGCAACAGCAGCAUCAUCACCACCAGCAACAGCAGCAGCAGCAACAGCAGCAGCAACAACAGUCGGUAGUGCAGAGCCUGCCGAUGACCUUCCUAACCAACAGCAGCGGCGGCAGUCUGACGGGCAGCAUCAUCGGGGCACGCGAGAUACGCCAGGAGAACGGUCUGCCCAGUCUGCAGUCGACGACGGCUUCGGUGGUUAGCUCCUCGCCCAACGGUAGCUGCAGCAACCAGAGCACAGCGACCACUACCCAUGUGGUAGUGCCCAACUCCAUGGCCCUCAGCGUUGAUCCGCGCUACAGCGCCAUCUAUGGCAAUCCCUAUUUGCGUACAUCGAACUCCUCCCUGCUGCCGCCACCGACGGCGGUCUAAGCCGGUGCUCCCACUGAAAGUCCCAGCACCGGCUGCUGCCCAAGCAACCACUCGCAAGACUGAUCUCAAGGGCAGCGGGUGCUGGGACAGGAGCUGGUAAAGCAGCUGCGACUGGGGUCGGGUAAGUGUGGAGGAUCCUUCAAACGUUUUUAGCAACCAAAAAUUCGAAUUGUAGACACUUAAGGAACUUAAGGAAAGAGCUCACAUGCCGCAUCUGAAUAGGCAGCACAUAACUAGGCUAAAGCAUUCGCCAGAUGACUAUACUAGAACUAUAUGCACACGUAUAUGUAUAUGCAUAACUAACUACAGACAUACUUAGUAUUUUACUCUAAUUUGAAAUCGAUAUACAUACGUAUAUAUCGAUAGGCAUUCGAUUCUUCUUCUUCAACAUUUGUUUUACGCCCAACUUAGUCGAAUGAAUGUCAGAUAUUUAGCGUUACAAAUACAAUUUCUAUCGCUAGUUUUAAGUUGACUGUGCGCCUAGAGGCCAGUUCUACAUAGCAGAUAUGAUAUAUACAUAUAUCUAUAGACUUUAAAUAGUUGAUUGCGCAUUUACAAGUCCCUAGAAAUUGCUGUUAAGACAAACGCCUUACAAAGAUUAUUUAUUACACACAAAUUCAACAAAAAAUAUUCA